AUGGAGCCGCCGUGCCCGCUGAUCCCGCUCCUGGCCGCCUGCUGCUUCGCCGUCCUGCAGGCGGGCGGCGGCGCGCCGGAGCCGGGCGCCGGGCACGCCGAGCAGCGCCUCUUCAAGCACCUCUUCAGCGGCUACAACCGCUGGUCGCGCCCGGUGCCCAACACGUCCGACGUCGUCAUCAUCAAGUUCGGGCUCUCCAUCGCGCAGCUCAUCGACGUGGACGAGAAGAACCAGAUGAUGACCACCAACGUCUGGCUGAAGCAGGAGUGGAGCGACUACAAGCUGCGCUGGAACCCGGCCGACUUCGACAAYGUCACUUCCAUCCGCGUGCCCUCCGAGAUGAUCUGGAUCCCGGACAUCGUGCUCUACAACAACGCCGACGGGGAGUUUGCCGUGACCCACAUGACGAAGGCCCACCUCUUCUCCAACGGGAAGGUCAAGUGGGUGCCGCCCGCCAUCUACAAGAGCUCCUGCAGCAUCGACGUCACCUUCUUCCCCUUCGACCAGCAGAACUGCAAGAUGAAGUUCGGCUCCUGGAGCUACGACAAGGCCAAGAUUGACCUGGAGAACAUGGAGCAUCACGUGGACCUCAAGGACUACUGGGAGAGCGGCGAGUGGGCCAUCAUCAACGCCAUCGGCACCUACAACUCCAAGAAGUACGACUGCUGCACCGAGAUCUACCCUGACAUCACCUUCUGCUUCAUCAUCCGCCGCCUCCCGCUCUUCUACACCAUCAAUCUCAUCAUACCCUGCCUGCUCAUCUCCUGCUUGACCGUGCUGGUCUUCUACCUGCCCUCCGACUGCGGGGAGAAGAUCACGCUCUGCAUCUCCGUCCUGCUGUCCCUCACCGUCUUCCUGCUGCUCAUCACCGAGAUCAUCCCUUCCACCUCGCUGGUCAUCCCGCUCAUCGGAGAGUACCUCCUCUUCACCAUGAUCUUCGUGACGCUCUCCAUCAUCAUCACGGUGUUCGUGCUCAACGUGCACCACCGCUCGCCGAGCACGCACAAGAUGCCGCGCUGGGUGCGCAGCUUCUUCCUCAACUUCAUCCCGCGCUGGCUCUUCAUGAAGCGGCCGCCGGCGCUGCCGCCCGCCGCCCAGUACGACCUGCCCGCCGCCCGCCUCAGCACCUCGCGCUGCUGGCUGGACACCGACGUGGACGACAAGUGGGAGGAAGAGGAGGAAGAGGAGGAGGAGGAGGAGACGUGCCCCCGGCGGGCGCCGCGGGCGGGCGCGCGCAGCCAGGGUGCCCCGGGCCGCUACGGGUGCGGGCGGCCGCUGCGCAAGGUGCCGGGUGGCCCCAGGGCGCCCAGCAAGGGCGACGCGGGCGGCUCGGAGCAGGCGCUGUCGCCCGGCAUCCUCAAGGCGCUGGAAGGGGUGCAGUACAUCGCCGACCACCUGCGCGCCGAGGACGCCGACUUCUCGGUGAAGGAGGACUGGAAGUACGUGGCCAUGGUCAUCGACCGCAUCUUCCUCUGGAUGUUCAUCAUCGUCUGCCUGCUGGGCACCGUGGGGCUCUUCCUGCCGCCCUACCUGGCCGGGAUGAUCUAG
Nothoprocta perdicaria is the source of this 1548-nucleotide messenger RNA. It is a transcript of the gene CHRNA2, whose product is annotated as cholinergic receptor nicotinic alpha 2 subunit. Bases 1 to 1548 code for a protein of 515 amino acids. Gene Ontology annotation, biological process: chemical synaptic transmission; monoatomic ion transmembrane transport; regulation of membrane potential. Lineage: Eukaryota; Metazoa; Chordata; Aves; Tinamiformes; Tinamidae. Gene Ontology annotation, molecular function: acetylcholine-gated monoatomic cation-selective channel activity; transmembrane signaling receptor activity. The record is from RefSeq and is a predicted model, not a curated record. The transcript has 6 exons. Gene Ontology annotation, cellular component: postsynaptic membrane; neuron projection; synapse.